GAGAUGGAACGACAGCAGCAGGACCGAUUUCGACUUGUCAUUUCCAGCUUGGGCGAACGAAAGGAACAUCUCGCGAUUACGAUGUUGAGGCGAUUUAACAAUUCCAUGAUCAGUUCUCCGAUUUACGCUCUAGUAAAAGCGCCGAUCGAAUUCGAACGAGGAUGCUACCGCGGGGUCAACGGGAGAUUUCUCGCGAGGCUGUCGUGCGAUGUAUCGUAAGAUGACAGUCACAUUCGAGUUGCUGUUGUUUCCUAGAGGAGGAAGGCCGAAGGCGAGCAGUAAAUACAAUCAAUCGAGUUCCUAAGCCUUGCGAUGUGCAUUUAGCCUUCAACUGUCAACGACAUAUGACGUUUCGUUCGAUUUAAUGUUUCACUACCGCGAUAGCAGAAUUCGGAAUCGCGCGAAGAUGAAAUUGACAGUUAUCUCCUCUGUCGGCAGGACCGAUUGAUAUGAGCGGAAAAGGGAUGGAAGACAGCGGCCAGAAGUGUCACGUGAUCACUGCGAUGGCACUUACGAGGAACACCGUCGAUGGAUGGCGCCACCGAUCACGGGCAAGGUUGCUCGUUGCUGGUGUUUCAUGUCUCACCGUCCACCGCGGUUCAGGGUGAGAAAGAGAAAAAGGCGAGCUUUCUGGUGCCGAGGACGGCGAAGACGCGAGGAGUCGUAUCAGGGACUCGUGAUACGAUGGUGGCUCGAUUGACGACUCUGUAACACCGCUGACACGAACGCUCCGCUGCUGGAGUCGCCGCACUGGCAGCUCACGACACGUUUGCAAGGGUGGUCAGCCGCAAUCCCUAACUCAGAAGCAUCGUGGUCGUAUCUGGGAUCACCGCAAGGUGACAAUUAAAAUGGCAUCCCAUGAGAACAGCGAAGAUCCGAUGAAAUCUUUUAUUACGGAUAAGGUAAAUACAACAGCACAGUCAAAAAUAGAGGAAAAGAUGUCAUUGACUACUUCAUCAUCAGUUGAUCAACAUAACGAGUUAAUUGACACAGCACCUGAUACAAAGGAAAAGAAAAAUUCAACAUCUGAUAUAACCAAUGACUGUGCAAGUGCACAGAAAAAAGAUUCUGAUGAUCUAAAAAACAAAGAUAAUUUAAAAUCAUCAGUAAAUGAUGAGAAUAAACAGGACGAUAGUAAGACGGAUAAGAAGAAAGAGAUGCAAAGUGUAACUUCACUUACAGAUCCUCAAAAUACAGACGAAAAAGAGGAAGUUAAAAGCGAAAAUGUUUUGACAAAAGGAAAGGGAGUUUUGAAACGAAAACGAAAAAGUAAUGCGACAACACUGGAAUUUCCUGUUGAGGAAAGUAAGAAGAAAGAGAUGCCAAGUGUAACCUUGCUCUCAGAUCCUCAAAGCACAGAUGAAGAAAAGGAAGUGAAAACCAAAGAUGCUUCGAUGAAAGGACUUGCUUUGAAACGAAAGCGGAAAAGCAGUGUGUCGACGGUAGAACCUCCUGCAGAGGAGAACGGUACUAGAAGCAAGAGGAAGAAAUUAAAAACUGGCUACGAUCGAUUUUGUUGGCGAUGUCAUAAAGAGAAGGUUGAUGCAUUCUGCACUGCUUGUCCUCGCUCGUGGCAUCGUAAAUGUAUAGGUGGCAUGCCAUCGUCAUUGGAGAAAUGGAUAUGCGGAGAAUGUGCAACCAUUUUGAAAGCAGAAAACGCUGAAACGCGUUCCACAGCAAUGGCGCAGUUGUCCAUCGAUCAAUUGUGCAUGUUGCUUAAACAUGUGGUUGAAAGAUUACGCGACUAUCCCGGCUCUGAACCAUUUUGCAAACCGGUGGAUCUCUUGGAAGUGCCGAAUUAUCUGGAUUAUGUUAUCAAGCCGAUGGAUCUAAGUCUUUUAGAAUCAAAUGUAAAGUCUAAACUUUACGGCAGUACCGAUGCGUUUAUGGCAGAUGCAAAAUGGAUACAACAUAAUUGCAUCGUGUUUAAUACGUGCGGUGGUGUUUACACGGAUACAUCAAAACUGACAAACGCGGCAAAGCAGAUCAUCAAAGUGGCGCGUCAGGAAGUUUCGGAAAUUGAGGCAUGUCCCGAUUGCUACGCACAUGGUCGAAACUUGCCGAGACCUCAGCCUUCAUGGUUUAUCGAACCCUGUCGUCGACCGCAUCCACUUGUAUGGGCCAAACUAAAGGGUUUUCCAUUUUGGCCGGCAAAGGCAAUGCCUCGCAUCAAUUCUCAAGGAUACGUGGACGUACGUUUUUUCGGUGAACACGAUCGCGCUUGGGUGCCACCAAAAGAUCUUUUUUUAUACUCCGAGGAACCACCUGCUCCAUCCCCCCGUAAACGUAAAUCCGACAUGGAUGAGUGCGUGCAAGAAGUUAAUCGACACAUUAGAAAACUGACGCUUAUGUUCGGCCAGUUUAAAUAUGCGCUACCUAAAGUUCAGUACGAUCCGAACAAUCCGAUGCAAAUACAACUGAUACUACCGAAUUACAAUCCUCUCGGACCCAAUCAUCUUUCCAGUCCAGAAUUUUCCAUACCUCAGAAAAAGAAUCCUCAGAAAAAACGAAGUUUCCUUAAAGGUAAAUCACAGAGUGAUGAAUCAACUGAUAUUACUGAAAUAGAUACCAACUUGAAAGGCGAUGCUGAAAAGGAGGAUAAAGCUACAAUGCCAAAAGUACAAAAAUUAGAUACUGAUGUUAAGGAUACUUCAAACAUGCAAGCAGAUCUAAAUGGUAGUCCUAGUAAAUUAAAUAAGAAAACAGAUCAAGGUAUUAUAAAAUUAACCCCUAAAGAAGUUGCUCAAAACAAAACGGUAAAAGAUUAUAAACCAAGAAACACGAGGACAUCAAUAUCUCAAUCGAAUGUUGCGGAUAAUUCCACUGAAAAUAAUAGCACAAGUUCAAAUACCAGUAUCUCAGACAAGAAUAAUUCGUCGAAAGUGAAGAAUGAAGUGAAAUCAUCUACAAAAAGUUUACCUAAAUCUACGAUACAAUCAGGUACUGAAUCAUCUGAUACGACACGAGCGCAGAGAAAAAGCCUCUUGAAAAAUAUUAUCAAUCCUAAACUAGCACUUUCUCAAGUGGAUAACUCGAAGACGAAUACAAAGUACAAUUGCGCGAAAACUAAUAAAAUGUACAAACCGAAAACAAGGCUUGUUGACAAAUUGAAUACAGAGAAGGAAUUGAAAUCCGUUACUACGAGCUUGGAGAACGAGAAAUCGUCGAAUUCGAGUAAAGUAAUUCCAGAGGUGUUGAGAAAAAAUAAAGAAUCAUCUAAUGUACAAAAAAACUUACCUGAAGUGGACAUACGGCUAUCAUCCAUUGCGAAUUCUACUCAUACCAUUCCACCGACAAAUCCAGCCGUGUCUAUAACAGAUAAAUCCGUGUUGUUGCUCGUGGUUAACGGAAAAUCUGCCGAGUCUGCACAACAGAUCGCAUCGACGAUAGACUGUCAAAGCAACAAGGAUGUGCUUCCCGUAGCAAAGGAGGUACAUCAGAAUUCGCCGAGAAAGGCUAGGAAAUCUUUUCCUGGAAAAUCAUCCAAUUCACGAAAUAUUCAACGGACGGCCCAUGUCUCAGAGGCAAACGAAGUUAUUCAAGUUUCUCCGGUUAAGCACGUUACGCCAUCCACGUAUCAACUGUUACCUCCAGAAGCCGGACCUAUUAGUGCGCGUUUACAUCAUAAUGCGCACGAUCUCGCGAGAAAAAUGGGGCACAUGAUGGAAGAGGCGUAUAAGGAGGCAGCAUACAAGGAGGAUAAUGGAGAAAAUGAUACGGCUGAUAAUUAUCAAGCAACAAUAUUCUUUCUGCGGAUGCAGAUAGAGCAUAUAAAGUGGCAGCAUCAACAACAAAUAGCAGAGUUAAAACAUAAUACCGAUCGUACUCUACGUGAGAUGCGUGCGAGUUUUGAAGCGGAGAAAUGUCGAUCGGUCGAGGAAGUUCGUAGGGAAGUCGAAGAGGAAAAGAUGCGCACUAUUGAAGAGACCAAACGGAAGCAAUGGUGCGCUAUGUGCGGACAGGAAGCGAUGUUUUACUGUUGUUGGAACACUGCUUAUUGUAAUUAUCCGUGUCAGCAAUCGCAUUGGUCGACGCACAUGCGAACGUGUUCUCAGCAGCCUGCGCACAACACUAGCGUCACAAAUUCGGGAGCAAAUUUGAAUCCGCAGCAGAGCAGUAACGUGACUCGCAAUUCUCCGAGUAAGGCGCACUCUUUGUCACUCAAUAAAGUGAGUGGGAUUUCAUCAUCGUCCACUUUGUCCCUUAGAAAUAAAACCAGCAAAGAUACUCUCUAAGCAAAUCGCAAUAUAUUUAUAAGCGAUUUAAUAUUAGUAGAAUUAAGAAAAAUCGGUAACAUUGCAGGUAAAUGAGUAUGAAUAAUCAGCAAAUCUUGAUUUAAUUUACGUUGAGACAUUCACCUAAUGUUUAAAUGUAAUAUCGUGUAUGUAGUUAUUUUCUUUUCUUGAAGAUAUUUUUAUUUACGCGAUGUAAAUAAAUUAUUAAUCGUAGCGAUUAAUAGCCUUAUAGUUUUUGGCAUCAAAUCAAUAAAUUACACAUUAAGUUGUAAAAGACUCGAAGAUGCAAAUUUCAUUAACAUUUGUAAUAAAAAAAUUUAUGGUAUGAUUUAAUUUAAUUAAUAUUAAAAAGUAAUAAUUUAAUUAUUAUAGGAAGUAUAAAAUAUGUAUUAUACUUCUCUUAAAGAAACGUUAGGUAUUCUUAGAGAUAUGGGCUGAUAAAUUCUUGUAAUAUGAUGAUUACAUGUUUAACAUAUUGUAACAAUUUCCUUGUUUUGAAGUCUGAUUACUUUUCAAACUAAAUAUUUCGCAUAAUUUCUGAGUUCCUCUAUAGAUACACUUGAAAAACAAGAGAUAAGAGAUAAAAAUUAUUUUUCCAACAAAGAUGUCACAUGACGUAAACACACUUCUAAUAAUCUGGAUAAUUGACAUUCUUGUAGAGAGAGAACGCAUUAAGCGUUCAUAGAAAUUUAUGUUUUAUUAAGUCUAACUGAUAUGGUGUUUAAACACAGCUCAUUUUCAGGUUAUAAAUAAAUUGUCGAGCAGACAUGUUAAAA
Molecule: messenger RNA, 5011 nt
Organism: Monomorium pharaonis (pharaoh ant)
Lineage: Eukaryota; Metazoa; Arthropoda; Insecta; Hymenoptera; Formicidae
Gene: Zmynd8
Product: protein kinase C-binding protein 1
Exons: 9
Coding region: 849-4235 (1128 amino acids)
Biological process (GO): regulation of DNA-templated transcription
Molecular function (GO): protein binding
Source: RefSeq, a predicted model, not a curated record